AUGCUUCCAGUGCUUGCGCUGUUGGACGACAUGACAGCUCGGUGGGACACGAUCAAGGCUGUUUGCGAGCUGACGUCACAACCAUACUCACCUCAAAGCACCAUCGGAAAAACCAUCGAUAGCAAGGCAUAUCUUCUCUUGAGGUGUCAGCCUUGGAGGCGAUUUGUUUUACUGCUAUCCCUCACCAACGGGUACCGUGAACUGCAAGUACACAUGUAUGACCACUCAGGUGGUGUUGUAACGCCUGGUAUCAAUAUCCUCGAAAUUCCAUCAGCUUUUUCUCGCCCAACGACAAACAAACCACCUACUCUAGAUCAAGCACGCAAAUCCUUAGUCGAAUCUCCAAUGGACGAGGUUUUCCAGGGUGGGAGUACUGCUCCCCCUCAGAUUGAGAGCGCUGUCCCCACAAUGUCUAAUGCACCAGCGAGUGCCUCCACAACCAAAGCUACAGUAACUCCCGACCCCCCCCCCCCCCCGAGACAGAAAUCCCCACAGAUCCUCUUUGGGCUUGUUGGGCGCGGCACAGUCUGUUAUUUGGCCAGGAGGGGCAAUGAAGAAUACAUAAUCAAGGACCAUUGGGUCCUUGGGGAUAAAAAUGUCGCCUUGAAUGAAGUUACGAUGCUUCAGGCCAUGCAAGGAGUCCGUGGUGUUCCUCAACUAAUUGAACAUUGGCUUGUUGAGAUUGGGCCUCAAGAGGUUGAUGAAACGAUGAGUUAUCAUGGCAAGAUUUGGCAGAGUAUCAAAGGUACCUCACGCACACAUGUUCGUUUGGUCUUGAAGCCCAGUGCACGACCUUUACACAUGUUCCGGACGAAAGUAGAGUUGAUUAGUGCGAUUCGGGACAUCGUUAAAAUUCAACAGAUAGCUGUUGAAGAAUGUGGAAUUCUCCACCGAGACUGCAGUCUCAACAACUCCAUGAUCGAGGACGAUGGUCAUGGAUCCCAUGGAACAUUAAUCGAUUGGGAGUUCGCUGUGCGUAUUCUUACAGGCCAAAAAUAUGCUAUCGGGGGGACGGGAACGGCAUCUUUCAUGUCCCGUUCGCUCCUGUUCCAGCUCUCUGAAGCUGUUGGCGGUACUGCGAUGUCUCAAAAUAGUUGGAAGCAUGCCUCACAUUCCCGUGUACAAGCACCUCCUCUUAUCAUGCACGGCUGUCAGGACGAUCUCGAGUCAGUAUUUUACGUCUUCAUUUGGAUCUGUAUUGGGUACAGGGGUCCACUUGGUGUGAAACGUGUUCUUGGGCCUCGGAAGCCAUCAGAAGGGGAUUGGCUACUGCAUCUGUGGUCCACCGACUCCUUCAAGGAGAAUGGUAACGAGAAGACCUCAUUCUUUUUCCAUCCGCAUGCACACAAAUUCAGGGAGCAAUUCCACUCCUACUUCCAUGACCUACUUCCACUUGCGGAGGAGUGGUACAAAUUAAUUAGGAGUAAAGGACCAUCACAUUCAGUGACAUUUAAAGAAGUCAUCGAUCUUUUGACUAAGCACCUCAACAUCCUUCCAAAGGAUGAGCCUUCCCCAGAGCUUCUAUUCGCGCGGAAGGUCAUUGAUGCACUCCCUGGUGGACUCCCUGAUGCCCUCCCUGGUGGAAAGAGAAAGGAGGUGUCCGAAGUGGUUGAUAAUGAUUUACUGGUCAUGGAACAUGACAUGGCAUUUGGGGGUCGGGUUCUUUGGACGAUGGAAACCUUGCCCCAGCCAAAGCGGAUGAGAACCGGCUAG
Messenger RNA from Suillus fuscotomentosus, 1713 nucleotides. RefSeq lists its product as uncharacterized. Bases 1 to 1713 code for a protein of 570 amino acids. The record is from RefSeq and is a predicted model, not a curated record. The transcript is spliced from 5 exons. NCBI's taxonomy places the organism in Eukaryota, Fungi, Basidiomycota, Agaricomycetes, Boletales, Suillaceae.